UGAUAAGAUCGUGACGUACUUCCGUUUAAACUGCCGAGGAAAAAGGCUAUUAUUGCCUAAGGCGAUCUACACGUUUUAAAAAGCAGCUAUGUCGCACAACUCGGAACGCCCAAGGCGAUUAUCUUACGCAGGAUUGGUGAGGCUACCUCAAGAAAAGUCAAGAAGAGUUUCCGACGCUGGUCAGAGUGGAAUUUAUUCUUCCGCCGCGUGUAUGACAUUGAAUAGCGGUGCUACCUCCGAAGCACUCGAGCCAGUAUCUUCUAUAUUGCACGACUCCGGUAGGUACGAAAUGAAUUUAAACCGCCCGACACGUCGUACCAGCCGGCCAAGCCGCGAUGAUAGUUUUACGUGCUCUCAGCAAUCAGUCCUCAGUGCUAUGGACAGAUUUGUUAAAGCAGUGAAUAACAUGGAUUCUACUGUUUUGGUGCCUUCUCGUCUGCAGGACAUGGACGUCGGAAACGAAAACAGUAAAUUUUCUGGCUGCUUGCCUGCAGGCCUCAACAAUACCGACGUGUACAGAUUCUAUUCAAUGCUAAAAGAUGUGAAAAAUGAGUUGUUGUGGGGACCUACAGCCAUAGCUCCUGCCCAUUCAUUACCUUGCAGCGGUAGGUCAUCUCCGAGUAAUACUAGAGUCAUGAAGCAUAUACGCCAGCCGUCAGAUGAUAGUUUAGGUAGCACUGGUUUCCCAUCGGACCAAGAAACCGAUAGUGAUAUUGAAAGUGUUGUGACAGAUCGGGACAGUAUGGACGAACACACCUCUACGCCUCCUGGCAAUCACCUAGCCUCUGCUUUCCGUCACCAUUUACUGGGACUGCAUACGAUUUUGAAUGAUCUCGCGGAUUCAGCAGACUAUUUGUCUUCGAGGUAUCAAGAAGAAAUAGAAGCUCCUUCUUCAUAACCUAAAUAUAAGUGUAAAUUUGUCAAAUUGAAACAUAUUUUGCAAUUUGGAGUAGUGCUCUCAGCAGAUCUUUUGAUUACAUUUCCAAAGAUGGGAAGUUUUUAAAACCCAGUUCUGCUGGAUUGCUCUCCUUUUCAAGUUAACUGUUGAAUUCUACAUAGAUAAUUUAAAAAUUGUAAAAAAUCUCAUCCUUUUGUCAUGGACCAGACAUUGUUUUAACAUCCAUUUUAGGAAGAACUCUGGAUUUGCUAGCAGUUUUGGAGCGAAUUGAUUGAAAAAUUCAGGCAAGCUUUUUAGUGACUCCAAAUAGAAUAUUCCUAUUGCUUUAUUUUUCGUGUGACUUAUUCUUCCGGUGCACUAUUCCUAUCUGUUACAAAACUUCCCGAUUGCAUGAUGAGUUUUUCGGCGAAUGAUAGUUGAAUAUUAUUUUUAUCAUGGUAUAUCAAGUAAUUUUCUGAAAAGUUUUAUUUAAAAUAUGUUAAAUUCUCGAUGGCUUUUAAACUGCUAGUUUCAAUAUCGUUUCAGUUCCUUUAAAGUGCUGUAGAAACUAAAGGUAAAAUAGCAGCUCAGUGUUAUGCAUUUUCAAUAUUGCCUCUCCUAGUCUUAUAAAGUUUGACAUUCCUGGUUCGCAGAAAUGUUUAUAUUGUAUUUAUUUCGGUAUUGUAUUCUGUGUAUUUGAAGUGCUUAAAUCUUCAGUGAACGGUCAUUGGUUCAGUUAUCAGCUAUAUUGUGUCAAACAAGGCAUUAUUGUUUGUAUAUAUUGCAUGUAUUUUUACGAGAGUAAUUAUAGAUAUUUAAAUAAAUUGUACUGAAACAUAA
Molecule: messenger RNA, 1717 nt
Organism: Uloborus diversus
Lineage: Eukaryota; Metazoa; Arthropoda; Arachnida; Araneae; Uloboridae
Product: mid1-interacting protein 1-B-like
Exons: 1
Coding region: 89-898 (269 amino acids)
Biological process (GO): regulation of lipid biosynthetic process
Cellular component (GO): cytosol
Source: RefSeq, a predicted model, not a curated record